Molecule: messenger RNA, 5237 nt
Organism: Archocentrus centrarchus (flier cichlid)
Lineage: Eukaryota; Metazoa; Chordata; Actinopteri; Cichliformes; Cichlidae
Exons: 12
Coding region: 590-3901 (1103 amino acids)
Biological process (GO): apoptotic process
Cellular component (GO): cytoplasm
Source: RefSeq, a predicted model, not a curated record
GUGAUAACCUUGACCUGUUUCAUUUUGACCCAUUGCAUAGCAAUGACCAGUCUAUACCAGCAGGGGGAGAGCUGGCAAAUUCUGGAGAAGGAGGAGAUGAAGAUGAAAGAAGAGCAGGGAGCUCCAGCUUAUCAGAACUUGAAGAGCUAAGCUUUCUUGAUUUUUCUGCUCCCAACUCAGUUGGAGGACUUGAAAGUGGAAAUUGUUCAAUUGAUCGCCGUGGUUCAAGCCAUGGGAAUGAGAUGAUUGACACCGUGGUUCCUCCAACCCCAGUCAACAGCCUGGUCGGUAGCCGCCCACCCAGCAGCUGUGGGGUCAGGUUCUUUCCAGAAGAUGUUGUUGAAAGGAUCAGUUGCCUACAACAUAAAGACAGUGUGUCAUCGUCUUUGUCAGAAACCUGGGAUGAACUGGGCUUUGACACACAAGGAGCAUUGUCCUCAAGUGACAAUAAUGUGUGGACUAGACCUAAAGAUUCUGAGAGCCCACCUAAUAUUUUGGAAGAAGUUGGAGGCAAAGACUUAGUCGGUAACAUGAGACACAUGCCAACAAACAAGACAAAGAAGAAAACAUUUUAGAGGAGAAGAGUGGUAUGUGUGAAGCAUUUAACCAGCUACCUGAAGUUGUAAAAAUAGUCAUAGAGGCUGCAGAGGGUACAACACAGAGUGAAGAAAUGGAGGACAAAGAUCUACAAAGUGCUCAGAGCCAAAAGAACUCUGCAGAAGAUGAAGAUGAAAUAUCCACCUAUGAAGGCACUGACACGUGGGACUUACCUGUCUGUGGCAUGGUCACCUCCACCUCUGAAUACGACAACGUAGGAGCAGGUGUGUGGAGCCUGACAUCCUCCCCUGACACUUCUACUUGCCCUAUAGUAGACAUGAUACAGUUAGAGGAGCAGUCUAGCCCUUUUAUAGCUGUGACCAAACCCAUUCAGACAGACGAGAGAGUAGAUAUUUCAAAUAAAGAACAGCCAGAUAACCAAGUGUUUCUGUUUGAGGCAGCCAGUGAGAUGGGUCACAGAAGCAGAGAAGGAUCAGCGGAGACUGACUGGAUAGAGCAACCCAGAGAUCAUUCCCCAUUUCUUCUGGUUAGCUGCUCCACCAGCACUCAGCAAAUUUCACGGAGUCAAGAGGAAGCUGCUGAACCUCAAAUCCAGACUGAUCAAGCGUUAUCCCUGAGCUGUGUGACAACCAGUGAAGAUGAGCUUGCCACUGAAAGCCAAGUGGGAGCUAAAAAUGAGAGCACGGAAAGUACGUUGCUGAGCUCCAGUCCUCGUGGCGAGACCGACCCACUGAAAAACGAUGACAGUUGUCACGCAGAUAGUCAAGAUGAACUUGGCCUAGAAAUGGAAUACAUCUUUGUAUCUGGCACAGUAAAAGAAGCUACAAGAGAGUGGCAUGAGAGGCCUAAACAGAGUGAAAGGCAAUCAAAGGGAACAAAGAAGUCCAUGGCGACGUUUAGCAUGCUGUCCUAUGCUGCCUCAGUUCUGCAAACUCAGGCCCAAGCUGCAAAACAAGAUUAUGACAAAGACACGCUGCAAAAUAAGGUACAACAAGUCAGGGAAACUUACCAAGCAACUCUUGAUAGUGCCGCUAAGCGUCACAUGGUUCCAGAAAUUGUUGGUCCCAGUCAAUCAAAAAAUGACUCAGAAGCUUUUCAUCAGUCAGAUUCAAGACCAACAGGCUGCAGUCAAUCAGAGUUUGAAGAAGGAAAUUAUGACAGUGAAUCAAGCAUUGUGCCCCGGAGUGUGUCUCCAUCAUUAAGAUAUCCAUCAGAUCACUUUUUGAAAACCAUAGAGGAGGUUUAUGUCCGCUCACAGAUCUCGAUGGAAGAUUCGGACGAAGGUGGUCAUUCGCCACCAGCUCCUUCACCAUGUCCGGCUUCCUUGGGUGACUUUCAAGUCUGGGGUGCUCAGUUAGGCAGACAGGACACAUCCCAAACCACAUCUGAGCCGCAAUCCCCCGUGCUUACCAACAGUUCAGCCUCCCAUACCAGCUCUCUGAUUGGCACCCCUGUAAAUGAAACAUGUGUUUCUAUUGACAAAAGACUCGGGUUACCAUUUUCUGGAGAUUUAAUGGAAGAGGAAAAUGACGAGGAGGAGCAGGAUGAGGAAACUGACGCACUAGAGCACACUAGCCUUCCAAAAUGGACCUCAGAAGUACAAAGAGAGAGGGAAGAAAGAAAAGAGUUAGUGUCUUCAGACCUACUGAGCUUCACUGAUGACCUGAUUGGAGAUUCUUCAUUUCAACAAGCACAUGAGCCAAAGAGGGAUGGGUUUCUACUCAACAGAGUGGAUUACUGUGAUGGACAACCUAUAAGGACUGAUGAUUGGGAUAAAUGGUCUACUGAACAUCAGACUGGAGAUGUUGGAGCUUCACAAGAUAGUUAUUUAGCUGAUUUAAGAACACACCAAGACAUAACAUCACAACUGUCGUCCCAUCAAGAAAAUGCUGCAUAUCAGUGGUCAGGACAACAGACCGUAACUCAGGGUCAAACCCAGUAUGGCUACAACUACCAUCACAUCGACCAAAGAACUGAAAACCAGUGCACCUAUCCAGCCUUUGUAGAGACCAAAUCCGACAGAGCACGGCAAACCACUGAUGUCUAUGCUGAGUUUACAACUGAUGCCACACCUACAAAAUACAGAUAUGAACAGACUGAUAACUAUUUUGAAGCUGGAGCUAAUGCCCCAAACUGCUUGGAUGAUGCACACUUUAGGUGUCAGUGCACAGCUGAAAGCCAGUAUAUAGAUGCCUCCACCUCUUUGUGCAGUUCUGACCUCCAGUACGUUCAGUAUCAAGCUGAUGGCCAGGGUCAGUAUGAGUCACAGUCAGACCAUGCUCAUUAUCAGUCUGAAGGGCAGCCAUUCUAUCAGCCAGAUGUCCACACUGAGGCAGAAGAUCAUGCACGGUAUGUGCCGGAGGGAUAUGUUCACUUUUUCCUGUCAAGACACUCCCAACAGGAAGUUGGUGCAGCGGGGAUGAUGAUGAGGAUGGCCUCCAGUGAAGGCACUACAGAGGAUGUGGAUAACAGAGAAGACCAACCCUCCUCAGCUGAUAUAUCAGGUGGGUCUAAUCAAAGGAGAAAGCUGGCAGCUCCACCAAUGAACGUGUCCCUAGACCGCAGUGAGGGGUCUCCUCUUUCAGAAGAUACCCUGGAUACAGAGGAUGACACCUUGGAUACUGGGGAUGACUUGGAUGUCAACUUGGAUGAGUUGGACACACCUGAUGAGGCAGACUCACUGGAAUUUAACAGACGUGGGGACUCAGAGGAGUCUGUUCUGGCUGCAGGUGCAGCAUCAAGUGAUCCAGGCCACAAAGCAGUGGAGGAGAGCAGGCUGUGGAGGAGCGUGGUGAUUGGAGAGCAGGAGCACCGCAUUGAUAUGAAGUGCAUUGAGCCCUACAAAAGAGUCAUUUCUCAUGGCGGUUAUUAUGCUGAACAGAAAGCCAUUAUUGUGUUUGCUGCAUGUUUCCUACCAGACAGCAACUGUGACAAUUACAAUUAUGUCAUGGAAAACCUUUUUCUAUAUGUAAUAAGUACCUUGGAAUUGAUGGUAGCCGAAGAUUAUAUAAUUGUUUAUCUGAAUGGUGCAACACCUCGCAGGAGAAUGCCUGGUUUCACCUGGAUGAAAAGGUGCUACCAAAUGAUUGACAGAAGACUGAAGAAAAACCUAAAGAUGUUCAUCAUUGUUCAUCCCUCCUGGUUCAUACGGACUUUGCUAGGAAUUACCAGACCCUUCAUAAGUUCCAAGUUCAGCAGUAAGAUCAAGUAUGUGCAUAGUCUGCAGGAGCUUGGAGAAAUCAUUCCCAUGGAGUAUGUCCACAUUCCUCACAGCAUUGUCAAACUGGACACAGAAUUGCAGGAAACAACAGCAGAAGUCGACAAGGGGAACUCAGCUGUGUGAUGAGAUAUUUGGCUGCUGCCCUUCGUCGCCCCCCUGUGUUAUGGUGUACCUUAGCGCAGCAUGUCUGAACAUAAAAGCCGGCCUGCAGCAUGACACGUACACAAAGCUGUUACACCAACAACUAGCUCAGAAAGGAGGAUGCUGUUGUAGAAAACAUCAGGCAAAAGCUAAUUCAGAUCUGAGGGUGCAGAAUAUACAGUAAUACUGUGAUUGUGGUGCAAAAACUGUACUAUGCUGAAGGGAAAAUGCUUUAUACUAUAAUACAGUUCUCUCAGCACUUGAUUAUGUUCCUUCUUUGUUUUCUUUUACUUCAUCUUUAAUGUCAACCAUGCUUUUAUUGACAUGCAAUUCACAUUAUAGAUUACCUUUGAGGAUACUAGUUACGGGCUUGUAACAUUCAUGUGUUAACGAUCAUAUAUUGAUAAUUAACUUUGGGUUAUUGUAAUAAUGUAUUUUUGGAGCCACGGUGAGGCUCUAGAGUAGUACUAGCAUCCCAUGUGAAUAAGCCACAAACAUAAACUGAAGGUGCAGUAAUUUCCAUAUUGUGUGAAUGAGAGGAAAUGUAAUUUAGUUUGAAGACAUUUAUUGAGGUAUUUUCAAAUUAAAUUAUGUCAGUAGGUAAAUGUGGGGUUAACGCAGUGGUCUGCCUGACUCACCUCCACAUGAUGCCACUUACUAAUCAGCAUUCAGUGUAUGUUAAGUAUUUGCCUUUAUACAUGUAGUCCUAAAAUGAAGUGAAAUCAUAUUCUGAAUGUUAUUUAAAUGACUGCUUCAGCUUGUAUUACAUCUCAUCUGCUAAGAUCUCUGUUCGCAUCAAAGACUGUAGAAAAUCUUUUCGUUUUGUUUUGCACACGCAAAAAAUGUGUCCACAUGAGCAUGAAACAGAACGGCCAAGCAGGUUUGAAAUAGUUUUCAAAAGUGUGGGUCACUCAUUUUACAGCAAAGUUUUACAUUAUGCCACAAUCUCGUUCAGUAUCUCAGUCAGUCUUUAUAGCAAGUGUUUACAAGGCUGCCACCCUGUGUGACUGUGAGAAUAAAGUAGCAGUUAUUCUGUAGCAGAAGUUGUGUUGCAUGCUUUUAGUUUGAAAUGACUCAGAUGUACAUACCCAAAAGCGGAGCAGUGUGCUAAUAUUGUACAUUUCUAUUUCUGGUUGUGUGUGUGUGUGUGUGUGUGAGAGAGAGAGAGAGAGAGAGAGAGAGAGAAAGAUUCUUACUGUAAGUGCUGCUGAGGAAAUACUGUGUCUAUUAUUUAGAGAGGCACACUGUAGAAAGUGUCCACUGUGCAAGUUGGGGCAUAUCACUUUUAUUUAUACAUGUUUGUGGCUUGCACGGUACU